GCCAUUACAGGCAAUUCCGACAAAAAAGGAGAUAUAAUGCAUGGAAUUCCCAUGCCACAGUUUUCUUUUGAUGCUGAAGGUUUAUCGUCCACGGCUGCUGUAGAUCCAACACAUUCGCGCGGAAAGAAUGUCACAGCUACCGACCUUGAGGCGCUUUUACAUAAAGCUCUCGAUAGAGCUAGUGGGGAUGACAUAGGAGGCGGAACUGCCUCUGGUGGUGGAGAGGAUAUGGUAGGUAUAUGACACAAUAAAAUACAAUGCAACAUAAUACAACUGAUAAAAAUACAAUCCAAUACCAUACAAUACAAUACAGUACAAUGUAAUACAAUAUAAAAAAUACAUUGCAAUGCUAUAUAAUGCAAUGCAAAACAAUACAAAGCAAUACGGUAAAAUGCAUGCAGUGCUAUGAAAUAUAAUGCAAUACAAUACAUUACAAUGCAAUGCAAUGCACUACAAUACAAUACAGCAACACAAAACAAAACAUUACAAUACAAUGCAAUGCAAUGCAACGCAAAGAAAUGCAAUGUUUUACAAUACAAUGGAUUGCAACCUAAGGCAAUGCAACGUCAUACAAUACAAUACCAAGUUUACUUUGAUACAUAUACAAAGCUAUGCACCAUGCAUCACCUACCAAAUCCAACUUCAACUACGCACCAAUUACUUUUUCUAUAGCCUACGUGUAGCCGCACCCUCCCCCCGACAAAGGAAAAACGUUUUUUCUUUGUUGGGAGGAAGGUGCGGCUACACAUAGGUUACUUUUCCUAAGGAGUCAAUUUGUGGAACAAAGGACCAUUCGUUACUCUAAAAGAUUUAUUAAGAUUAACUUUCUGUCUCCCUUAGCAAAUACAAACUGGUAAUUACUGCACGUUCAAAACACACCCUAAAAAAAAGUAUAUUAUGUACGAAAAAAUUAAAACCUCACUCACUCACUUACUCCAUCACUGAAAUUUGAUUUUCUACAGUAACUGCGUGUCUUCUUGCGCUUAAGGCCACACAAGGAUAUUCACAUAACUUCUUUCGAAUGCCAGAUGCCAAGUUUCUUACAGUAGCUCAUGGUUUUCUUCCCUGAUAAAUAUAAGUAAAUUAUCGUUCUCUAAUUAGACAGACAAUUCUUGUUUAGAAGUGUUCCUUCUUUAUUAUCGCUUUUCCUUCAGGAAGAUGAAGAUGAAGAAAAAGAGGACACCAAUACGUCUUUCCCACCGAAAGUCAGUGAGUCCCCCCAACAUCAGCAUCUUUCUUUUCACGGCGCGGACAAGAGAAACGGGACAUUUGUAGAUUAUCCUAAGAAACGAAGGCUUCCGGAAAACAGUGAACACUUUGAAUCAGGAAGACAGAGUGCAAAUUACUAUCGCGAUGAUUUUGCCAAAGAAUUCAGGCAAAGAGAAAGAAGUGCUGAUAAGAAUGAUGAAGAAAAGAUAAGCGAACCUUUUCAUGGAAACCUUUUAAAGGUUGCUGACCCUAAGAAAUCGAACUUAACAGACAGUGAUGAUGCUUUUAUGGCCAACGAAAUAUUUGCUGAAAAUAUCGGUGAUAAUGAUUCCCAAGUCGAAUCUAACAAAUUCAAGGCAAACCAAUCGCUGUUUAAUGGACCACGAUCACCAGACAUGAAUUCAAGGUUUGAAGACACUGAAGUCGAGAAUGGCGGCGAAACAGCCAACCCUGUUGUGGAAAGCUCAAAAAUGACAGUUACAGGGGAAAACAAAUCUAGAAAAAGAACAAAAGAACAAGCCGAAGUACUGGGAAGCGGGGAUCAGCUAGAUGAGGAAACCCGACUUAGAGGAGAUGCGGGUAAGGAUGAAUCACCGGACGUUUCUGUCCUUGAUGAAGAUUAUGGUUCCGGGGAGAACAGCGGUCAAUAUGUCAAGGAAAUUGUUCAAAGUCCUGAAAACGACCAAGGAAGAUACCAUAACAAAAUGGCAAAACAAGAUAAUAUUAUCCAGGAAUCGGCAAAUGCGGUAUCAGGAGAAAAAAUCGAUGGAAAAAAAGCUGUGAACAACGCGGGGAAUUACAAGGAGGCAAAACUAAAUGGAGCGCCUUUUGAAAAAAAUAGGAAGGACGCAUUGAAAUCAGAUGAGGCCAUUGAUGCUAAUAUAUCAAAAAGCAAGCUUGCGAACAAGGCUGACAUCGAUACUCCUAAAAUAACUGAGGAACAUUUGGACCAGGGCUCUACAGUAGAAAACCUCAAUGAAGAUUCUAGGGAGGACUUUGACCCAUCGAGGACCCAGUCUGUCUCAAGCUAUCCUGAAACUACCAUUUCAGGAAAAGAUGAUGGAAAACUUUACAACUUACCGGACGAGCAGACUAAUUUUCAGGAUUUCCAAAGAAACCAACUAGGCAAUCCGGGUCAGCCUGUUAUUAAUGCGACAGAUGACAAUUCAGGUGAAAAUACCCUUGUCCAGGAAACAAUGGAAGAAAGUUCUAGGGCACAAGAACAAGGCCCACUGAGUGACAACACAAGUUUUAUAGACGCGCCCUCCUCAACUGAUGAUACGAAUUCAGCGGAGAUGGAUACAGAAGGUACACAGUUGUCUGAUCUCUAUGGGGUGUCCUCUCGCGAAAACACCACUGUAGAUGAUGAUUCCGACGAGAUUCCAGUGUACAUGUUAUCGUCACCAUCAAGUACUAAGGAUUCGUUCAAUGGAGAGGAAAGCACUGGGUCACCCAUCUUUACAGCUCCGACGUCAUCUCUGUCGACUUCAUCUUCAUUCUCAUAUUCUGAACCGUCGACGCUCACACUGGGUGAUGGUUCAUUUUCUUCAAUAGACGAUCCCUCCGAAGGAGAUCAAUCCACUUUUCCGAGAGAAAGAAGUAAGUGGUAGAGGAAAAAAAAGAAAAAAAAAAGCUUAACACACAAUUCUGACCUAAGUGUGUCCUUUUUGCUAUUGACACAGAAAUGGUAUUUGAGUCGAGCCAGGCGAUUUCUCGUGUUUUUUCUUACUUUUUUAAGUGGCAGCCUCUAUAAGUGUUUUACAUUUCCACGCCUAUCUGUAAACCAAAUUUCUAAUUAAACAAUUUAAUAUUACGGGAUUAAACCACCUUAUGCUGAUCUCGUUGUCUAAAAAUGCAAUUGAAAACAUUUCCGUUGGAGCCACGCAGACCCUAGCCUGAAUUUCAGACGUCCCUUACAUACUCCCGAAAGAGUAGGCGACUUUAAGGGAUGUCUGAAAUUCAGGCUACGCGGGAGUUUUCGUUUCGGUAAAUAUUUCAGAGAAAGUAUCAAAUUGGACACCUUUCCCCUACACUUACCCAGACUUUCAUGAAUUCAAGUAUUUCACAUUCAUGUUAUUUGUCCUCUCUAGUUGGAUUUCAAAAAGACAUGCUUGAUGACCCGGUAGAGGAGUCCUUAGACGCCGCUGUUGACACUAGAAGAUCCAACGUGGCAGUUUCUCGUGAGACGGUUGCUGACAGUUAG
Messenger RNA from Porites evermanni, 3412 nucleotides. The record is from the annotation of a GenBank genome assembly. NCBI's taxonomy places the organism in Eukaryota, Metazoa, Cnidaria, Anthozoa, Scleractinia, Poritidae.